AUACGAUGGACCUUUCAUACGACUUGGUAGCUUCGAAAUGUGCUGAGCAGAUGGCGAGGUAUCAGCAGUGUGUUCUCACGAAUCAGGCUGGUGACUGGGGAUCGAUUUGUCGUCCGGAAGGACAAGCACUGACACUAUGUGCUGAUGCGAGCGUUCCUCAUCUGGCCCAGUUGAAGACCGCCUGUGCUCCCAACAUACAAGCAUAUCGCGCAUGUCUUGACGCACACGCGAAGGCGUCCCAGACCGACAUUGAGAAACGCUGUGGUCAACUUAUGAAGGAUCUAUGGAAAUGCAGCGAAGCCGCCAUGACGCAUAUCAAGCAAAAUGAAGACGACCGUUUGGUGUGACGUGUUUGCAUCAUUCAAACUACGCCUUCCAAGUCUUCGAGCGAUCCUCUCCUAUCAAUCCACUUCGGGUUAUUUCGGGCUCCCGGUCGAUGUCUUCUCAUCCCGCUCGUCUUAUAUUGUACAGCCACCAGCCCGUCAUUGAAUAAUCACCACCCAAAUACAUCUCCUUUCACGACUCGACCUUUCAACUCCUUCCUCUCCGCUCGCCUCGAAGUCAUCCGAGCCACACGUACUAUUUCGCCAUCCCUGAUUGGCGUUAUCUCCUAUCUUGGCUCCCUUGUCACUAAUUCGAAAUGGCCUCGCCACCAGCUUCUCGCAUCUCGCGGAGUCCUUCCCACGCAUCAUGCGAAACGCUCCACUGGCGAGCCAAGUUGCCCGGUCUGGCCAAUGGCCUUCCAUCUUCGGCGAAAACUACCCUUUGUUUU
This is a messenger RNA of Tremella mesenterica DSM 1558, 772 nucleotides long. RefSeq lists its product as uncharacterized. Bases 6 to 347 code for a protein of 113 amino acids. The record is from RefSeq and is a predicted model, not a curated record. Lineage: Eukaryota; Fungi; Basidiomycota; Tremellomycetes; Tremellales; Tremellaceae. The transcript is spliced from 4 exons.